This is a messenger RNA of Brassica rapa (field mustard), 2838 nucleotides long. RefSeq lists its product as uncharacterized. The record is from RefSeq and is a predicted model, not a curated record. NCBI's taxonomy places the organism in Eukaryota, Viridiplantae, Streptophyta, Magnoliopsida, Brassicales, Brassicaceae.
UAGAAUGAGACAGUGGGAAGUAGUACAAGGAUGUGUGUUUUGUGGAGAGCCUAAUGAGUCCAGAGACCACCUCUUCUUUGCUUGCCCUUACACCUUCACUGUAUGGUUGGCAGUAGUGGGAGACUUGCUGGGAGUCAAUGCUGAUCCAAAUUGGGAGAUGACAUUAAACCGGCUGGUAGAGCACGACUAUGAUAAACUGACAUUCAUAUUACUGAGGUUGGUGUUUCAAACUUCUAUAUACUAUCUUUGGAAGAAGAGAAAUGAUAGGAGGCAUACUGGGAAGUUGAAACUGGACGGCCAGUUGACUACUCUCAUUGAGAAAAUGGUCAGGAAUAGGAUUAUGUCAACUCGGUACUUUGAGAAACCAAGGCUUCUAGGACUGAUGCAAAGAUGGUUCAAAGGACACUAGCUCAUUGGUAUAGAGUUAGAAGCAUAUAUUUAUUCUUAUGAUUCUUUGUACAUAAACUCUCAGUUUCAUUCAAUAUAAAUUUAACAUUUUACUAAAAAAAAGUUUGAAGUUAUUUUUUUUUGCAGUAAUUUGAAAGUUAAUUUGAAGGUGAGAUGAGAAAAUUUAAGGAUUUAAAUUUAUGUUGCCAAAAUAAAAAUUAAUUUAAUUUUUUUUAUUAUUAAGUUUUUAAAAAAGAUAUAUGUCAUGCGUUUUGCGCUUUAGUAUAUAAAAGAUAUUUGUAGCUAUAAUAUAUUUUUUGCAGUAAUUUGAAAGUUAAUUUGAACGUGAGAUGAGAAAAUUUAAGGAUUUAAAUUUCUGUUGCCAAAAUAAAAAUUAAUUUAAUUUUUAAUUAUUAAGUUUUUUAAAAAGAUAUAUGUCAUGCGUUUUGCGCUUUAGUAUAUAAAAGAUAUUUGUACCUAUAAUAUUUUAAUUUACAAUUUUCAAUUAAACAUUUUUAUUUUAUAUUUGAAUAAAGUUUUCUUAAAAAUAUAAUUUUUUUUGACCAAACCAGAUCCGACCAGAAUGGCAAACGCUAGUUAAAUAAUCAACCUAACAACUGAUUUUUUUUUCUGAACACUGAAUAUCAUAAAAGAUGCAGACCAACCGAAACUAGUUGGUAGAAACAGAGUACAGAGCAGAUUUUACGAGGGCAUCAGCCACGAAGUUCAAGUUUCUGGAAAUAAAAACAUAGGAGAUACAAUCAAAGGAAAGAGAUAGAUGCUCGAUGUCCCGAGUGAUUCCGUGGAGAUCCGCCGGGUGCUGAUUCGAGGAGAUGAUAGUAGCAACUAGUGCUUGAAAAUCUGAUUUGAUACAGAUUUUGGAGAAACCCAUUUCACAGGCGUUGAUAAGAGCUGACCUGACUGCAAUCGCUUCCGCCAUCAACGCUGAUGAGAUGUAGGAGAAGGUCCUAGUUCCCUGACAUAGGCCUUCAUUGCAACUGUCCUGGAAGAUCCAUCUGCAGCCUGCUUUGUUUGUGCCCGCCUGCCAAGCCGCAUCAGUGAAGCAAGCGAUUGAAGUGGAGGUCGACGAUGGUUGUAGCGUACGCUGGCGCUGAGCUGAAGGUCCUGGUUCUGGAGUUGAUUGCGCUGCAUUCCACUCUCUUGCUGCUCGAAAGGCUUUCGAGAUGAUCUCAUCUGGUGAAGGGAUCCUGUUUUCAAAGAUCAUGUAGUUUCUAGCAGUCCAAAUAUCCCAGUAGAUCCAAGGGAAUAGAGGUCCUGUUACUCCUAUCGGUGGGAGGUUAGUAGCUUCAGCUGCACGUAAGAAGGCCUCUUCAAAAGUGUUGCAUUCCGUUGGGUUAAAGUUAGAAGUCCAGAUGUGUGCAGACCAGACUCAUCGAGUAAAAGGACAGUGUAAGAAGACGUGAGCUGCAGUUUAUGGUUCUCCGCAGUGGCGACAUGAGGUGUUGCUAUUUAUGCCUCGCCUCGCUAAGUUCUCUCCAAGGGCUAAAGCUCCUUGCGUGAUUCUCUAAGGGCUCAACCUAACAACUGAUAAAAAUUAAUUUUGUCAUGACAAAUCAAUCAAUUGAGAUUUUAUUAUAACUAUUUUAGGUUCAAGACGGUUUCCAAAUAUAGUACAACAAAACCAGCUGCCUGCACUUGCGGAUAAUUCAUAAUCUCUUAAAAGACAAUGUUGACCCUUAUCCAAAAUGAUCUGAGGUGGGUACAUUGGUAAUUAAUUAUAUGAAUCAAUCCACCAAACCAACAAGACAAAAACUUGGGGAAACCAGGGGAGACAGCGUCUGGUUUUGCACUCUGUCUAAUCCUCUUCCUCUCUAUUAUAUAAACAGACUUGUAGGAAAUUACCUUUCUUCAUCAACAACUUUCACAAAGCAAUUUACAAACAAAAAAAAACACAAAGCUAAAAGCUUUCCAAUUAAGAAGAAAAAGAAAGAGAAAAGAUGAGUUCAAGGAGCAAAGCAUGGUUAGUGGCAGCAACCAUUGGAGCCGUGGAGGCCUCCAAAGACCAAUUGGGACUAUGCCGGUGGAAUUACAUGAUCCGAUCUGUGAAUCAACGUAUCCGAAACAACGUGAGAUCCGCUGCUCAGGCGAACAGGUUCUCUUCUUCGUCCACCAACGCCCUUGCCUCCUGCAAGGAUUGUGACAAGGCCAAGAAGGCUGAGGAGUCUCUCAGGACGGUCAUGUACUUGAGCUGUUGGGGUCCCAAUUGAUGACGACGGAUCUAAGAUUUUUUUCUGUUUUUACCGUUGAUUGGAUCCGACAGGUUGUAUCACAAGUUAGAGAUAUUUGUACAGAAAGUAGAGAUGAAUAUAAAAAACUUUAUGAUUAUGUUACUGGAAAUGAUAGAAGGUUCUAUGAUCCAUUCUUUUGACACAUCAAGCUUGUCCGUUUUUUUUACUUUCGAACUUGACUAUAGAAGUUUUACAUUAGAUA